This is a messenger RNA of Tetrahymena thermophila SB210, 4716 nucleotides long. RefSeq lists its product as hypothetical. Gene Ontology annotation, molecular function: protein phosphatase binding; protein phosphatase regulator activity. The transcript has 10 exons. The record is from RefSeq and is a predicted model, not a curated record. Lineage: Eukaryota; Ciliophora; Oligohymenophorea; Hymenostomatida; Tetrahymenidae.
GAUUUUGAAUAUUUUUGUGUAAUCGAAUCAAUUAUAUUAUAAUAACAAAAAUUAGGUUUUCUAAGUGGUUUUUAGAAAUAUAAAGAUUUAGUAAUAAAUUAAAAACAAAAACAAGAAACAAAGAAAUAAAAAAAAGAGUAAAAGAAACAAACAAAAUCAUAUAAUAUAUAGAAUCAAAAUAUAUUAUAUAGAUAUAAAUUCAGUUAGCAAGGAAAUUCUUCCAAGGCUUGCUUGGCUAUCUUGAAAUUAAUCAUAAAUACGAAACUAGGACACGAAGAUAAAGAAAAAAGAGUAAGUGCGCAUUAGGGGUUGAUGACCUCAAAUGAAAUUAAUCUUGAUAUCCCUCAGCGGAUUCAUUUCCAUCCCUUGGAAAAAUAAGAAAUAAAUAUCAAGGAAUUGCUUUUAUAAAGUGAUAUACUAAAAAAAGUUAAGGAAAAAGAUUAAGAAACUCUUUAGAUAUUAUAAAAUCCUGAUGUCCUCAGAUAGAUAGUAGAAAUUUUGUCAAUCAAACCAUCAGAACAAGAUGAGGACGCAGAUAUUUUUAGAUAAUUGUAGGUUAUUUGCUAGCUGUUUAGAAUGGAAGAUAAUGGCCACUUACUUAAUGCCUUUUUAGGGGAAAAAAAUUUUAAAAAUAGUGAAUUCUUCUUGUACACAGAUUUGAAGUUGGGAACAGAAUAAUUUGGGUCUGAAACAAAAUUAGAAAAUAUUUAAAUAGAAGAAACGAAAUAGGAAAAAUUCCAAGCUUAUAAUUCUCCUUUAAAAACUUCAAUAUUUUGCCAAGACAGUGAAGAUUUAACGCCAUUCUAAAAAAAUGAUUAAUUCUACAGCGCUGACAAUGUGUUUAUAGACUUUUUAGAUAUCCUAAAAGUGUAAGGCAUAGAAGAUGCUUGGGUUUAAUACCAUUUUAAUCAAAUAUUCUCUGCGCUUCUUGCUUUUAAACCUGAAACUGUUUAAUCAUUAGUGCUAGAAAAGCACUAAAAUGAACAGUUACUCAGCUAUGUGUAUAAAUAUAUUGGAGAUUACGAUAUUUCUGAUGUAAUAGAAAAAUUAUGCUUCUAACUAUAUGAACCCAGUGAAAAUAUACCUAUUGAUUAUCUGAAGAGACAAGAAGACUAAAUCAUAAAAAUUAUAAACGAGUUGCUAGACUUAAUUAGUGUUAGAAUUGAUGAGUUUGAUUUAAAGAGUCUCUGUAGGAUAAUUAAAAAUUGUUUAAAAAAAUGUAAUUCUCAUAUCCACUCAUAGACUUUUAUAAAAUUCUCAAAUAUAAUUUUUGCUAAUACGAGGGUUCAAACAUAUCUAAACAUCCUUUUAACUUCAAAAUCAACAUUAGCAACUUGCGAAAUAGCACAGCUAUUUGUGUCAGCUUUAUAAUUAAUUUAGUAAGCUUCAGCAGAUUCAGAAUAGAAACUCAAUUCUCCUAAAUCAUUCCAAUAAACAUUUGAAAAAAGAUGGUUGCAAAUUAUCGUAUAAAAUCUUAGAAGAAUCAAAGAAAAUAAAUUAGAAUUCAUAGACAAAGAAAAGACUCUAAUGACGCAAUUUGAAUAAAGAAUUCAAAUGUUUGGGAAUGAUAAAUUAAGUAUAAUAGAUUUGAUUUUUGAAAUGGUCAAGCUCAAUGAUCCUGAAAUAGUUAAUGAGAUUAUUAUGCAAGACUAUCCUUCCCUAAUAUUUUCUUACCUUUUUGUGUAUGAUUGGAAUAAUUUACUUCAUGAUAAAAUUUACUCUAUGAUAAACUACUUAGUUAACUUUGUAAUAUCUUCUCAGGCAUCUAGCUAAUAUGUCGAAAGUAAUAACUACAUCUUGCUGAAGCAUUUAAUUACCCAUGUUGAAGUUUACAAAAAGAUCCGCAAAGCAUAAUCAGACGAUACAGUAAUGCUAAGCGUUAAAAAAGUUUAAAUAAAAAAACCAAAUAUGGCAUUUAUCAUAAAAAUUGCUGAGAGUCUUGAGAGACUGAGGCAAGAAAUGCCUGAAGUUAAUUAAAUGCUUGAAGCUAUGUAAAGCCUGUAAAGAGAAAAGUGGGAAGAUUUUUGCAGAACGUUUCUUAAAAAGAAUCUCGAUUUACAAAAAGUGAAGCUUGGAGAGUAUGAUAAACAGAAAGAUAUGAUUUAGGAGAGCAGCUUUAUGGAGGGAAAAUUUAUUAAACAGUCAAAUAACUCGAAAAAACUCUCUGAAAGAUUUAGAAAGAAUAGUGGUAAAGAUAUGAGUCUCUUUGUGCUCAAUCCCUCAAAUAAGAAAUUUUCUACAAGCAGUAAUGAUGCUACUUAGAAGAGCGAACCGACAUACUUGAAAAACAAUGAAAUUGCUAAUUCUCAAUUCACUUAAAUGCAAAGAAAAAAGCUGAUAGAUGAUGAUUAUUCAGAUGAUAAAGAAAAGGAUGAGUUUUCUUUGUGCUAGUCUAGAAAAAAGCUUUCAAUAAGUGUAGAAAGAAAGAGCUCAACCAACAUAAUUUAAUAAAAUAUAAACCAAUACAACAGCUCUUUAGACAAAAGGGAAGCAGAUAUUAAAUCCAAAUAUUAAAAUGAGAAUGAAAAUAUUUAAGGUUCCUUUCAAAGAAAAGAAAGUGAUAUCCUUGAUCACUUAGAUGACUCAUGGGAAAAAAAUAGGAAAAGAAUAAUAACUCUGGGAAGCUCAAACAAAAGUGGAAUUAGUUAUGACUAAGCUUAGAUAUAAAAAAAUAAAUUAUACAGCUAGGAAGCAAAAAAACCUGAUGAAAUUAUAUAAAGUUAAUAAGCUGAUUAAAUAAUGUUUAAAAAAAAGUCUGAAAAUAAUUAGACGAAGAUAUCUUCGUUAGGAGCGAGGUUGCAAGAAAAUUUAGAUAUGAAAAAAAAAAAAUUUUCAUACGAUGAGAAUAAUAGCAACUCAUUUUUACUUAGUCCUAGGAUAUUUCACAAGAGAAAGAGAGUUAAAUCUUAACCCAAUUUAUGCUCUGAUUAUAGUGAUGAAAAAUCAAGUAAUUAAAUCUUUAAAGCAGCUAACGAAGAAUAAAAUAAGAUAGAAGAUUUUAAUUCUCUAUUUAAUAAUACAGAUUAAACAAAUAAAGAAAAAUUUACCACAAUUAAAAUCCAGUCUAGCUGCUCUAUUGAAAAUAAUACUCAAACUGAAUAAAAUUAAUCAAGUUUAUCAGCUAUGGCUUUGUCAGAUUUUUCAAAUGUUUCUCCAUCAAAAAGAUAAGGAAAAUCCUAAACUUUAAAACAAAGCAAUUCUUUAAAAGAAAAUUAUUUUGAAGAUAAAACAAAAACUGACAAUAACUCAAGUGAUUCUGUUAUUAAAUCUUUAAUUCAUAAUAGAAACGCAUUUAAAAUAAGUUCUAUUUAAAUAAAAAAUAAGAUCUUCAAAUCUUCUAAAAAACAAGAAAAAAAUUCUUCUAAUUUACCUGAGUAAACUUCAAGCAUCCAAAAAAUUAAUGAGGAAGAGAACGACUCAUAAAGUGAAACAGAGAUGAGCAAUUCAAAAUCGAAUUCUAAAAGCGACAGUUCCUCAGACCUCUAAAAAUUGGAACAGGAUUCAAUUUAAUCUUUACCGAGUAAUGUAGAAAAUAUAGAUAGCUAAGCACAGAUAAGCUCAUAUGAACUUUAAGAAAAAAAUAUAGAAGAAUAACCUAAUUGCAGUGAGUAGUUUUGGCUGAUGACAAAACCAAAAAGUGAUUCCCAAACUCUCUUUAGAGAUUUCGAAGUAAGAGAUACUGAAACAUCCUUCUAUGUAAAUGAUAAAAAAGAGUGCAGAAAGCUUACAGAUGAAUCAAAUUCUAUUUCGGAAUUCUUCAGCAACAACAACAAAGGAAAUGACUAAAAAUUAGAUGAAAUAAUUUCUUAAAAAAUAGAAGAUAUCACUCCAAAUGUCAAUUUAACGAGAAGAAGAAAAGAAAGUAUAUUCGAAAUGUCAUUUCUAAGUCCAAUUUGUUAAAUGAUUAGUAAGGACGAAACAGAAAACAGCAUAAACAACGACGAAUACGAAAGCUCUGAUUAAAUAUCAGGCAUUCUUUCUCAACGUUUAAGCAUGAAUAAAAGCAUUAACUUGUAUUAAACAGAUAAAAACUCCAAUUAAUAAAAUUAAGAAUAUUCUUGUUCAUAAGAUCAAACAGUUAAGUAAGACACACAAAAUUAUUAAAACCAAAAACUCUAAUAAAAUGUAACAUAAAAUGACACUACUUGCUCUAUAUAAUUAGAAAACGAUAAAUCUAAAAGUAUGAAUGAUUAUUAUUUGAACUAAGAGUCCUCAUUUAUACUUUGAAUUUCAAUUUUAAUGACAUCUUAAGAAUAUAAAAAUAAAAUCUUAGAAGAAAUUGAUUUACAAAAAUUUGAUUAUUUAAAAUAAUAAAUUAUAUAAAAUACAUCUACACUUUUUAAUGAAAAUACCAAAAAAUUAUUAAAAUUUUAAAAGAUUUAAUGUAACUAACUAACCAACACAAAAUAAUAAUUUUGAAUAAAUAAAAUUGCUCCUUGUCUACAAAAAUAAACAAACUACUUUCUCACUAGUUAUAUUUAAAGUUUAUAAGAUUUAAGGUAAUAAAACUAAUUUUAUAUAGAAAGUUUAAUGACUAUAUCAAUUAAAAAUAAAAGAAAUCUCACUCUUUCUAGCUUGCUUACUAUUUUGCCACUUUAUAAUAUUGUAAAAUUAACAAAACUAUAAAAUUAUUAGUAUAGUUAUAUUAUAAAAUUUAUUUGUUUAUUAUUUAUAAUCAGGGUUUUAAAUUUGGGGGUUUUUUCCGUCAAAAUCGUC